This is a messenger RNA of Plasmodium relictum, 774 nucleotides long. RefSeq lists its product as hypothetical. NCBI's taxonomy places the organism in Eukaryota, Apicomplexa, Aconoidasida, Haemosporida, Plasmodiidae. Bases 1 to 774 code for a protein of 257 amino acids. The transcript has a single exon. The record is from RefSeq and is a predicted model, not a curated record.
AUGGCAGCAAGUAAUGCAAGUACUACAGCAAGUAUAAAUGAAACAAAUUUAGCUCCCUCUCAGUCAGUUAGUGUUCUUAGUUCUCCAUCUUCACCCCCCAUACGAACACUUAUUUCCAUUCCUUCGAAUGCUACCACAUCAAAUUUAGAAGCAAAUGCAGCAUCAAGUCUAAUAUCAAUUAUAACAGCAGAUCCUAUUAAUUCAACCAUACCAUCUAAAGGAACAUAUUCAUCAGUUGUGAUACCUACUACGUCUGAGGCAUUUAGUUCAUCAUUUACAUCACCUAAUAUUACUUCACAAUCUUCAAGUAUAUCAGAAUCCUCAUCUCAUUCAGCAUUUAUAUCUAUUAUAGAAUAUCCAAAUACUCCGGCACAAACAUGUACGGAAUCUAUAGUAAAUGCUACUGGAUCCGCAGCAAAUGGUACCGCGUUUAUUAAUGCAACACAAACAAAUACACCUAAAACUACAACUUCAUCCCUUAUUGCAAAUGCUUCAAGUGUCUUGACAGGCAAUAUGAAUGGUUAUAGUAUUUUUAAUAAUAGUGAAAGUUCAUUAGAUCCCAGUACAACUCAGGGAGCAAGUUCAUUACCUAGUCAACAAAGUUCGUCAACUUCCACAACAUUUCCUCUAGCUCUUGUAAUAUCUUCACCAUCGACUAUAUUUCAAGCUACUAUAGGCAUAUCAUCCAUUUCCUUUUUUAUUAUAAUUUUUUUUGUUUUAGUUAUUUUAAUAAUAAUUUUUUUUACUAUAAAGUUCACAUUUAGCUAUAUAUAA